Messenger RNA from Marmota flaviventris (yellow-bellied marmot), 3463 nucleotides. The record is from RefSeq and is a predicted model, not a curated record. NCBI's taxonomy places the organism in Eukaryota, Metazoa, Chordata, Mammalia, Rodentia, Sciuridae.
AAAACUGGUAGGAGACGUCUGGAAGAAAGCGAGUCUCCCGGGUAUUUCAGCACCUAGGCACAAACAGUGGGGCAGUCGACUGACAGCCCCCCGAUUGGUGGGUCUGGAAAGCAGUGAAUUCAACGAGGCGCCGAGCCUGGCUAGGUUGGGGUCGUGGGGGUAACUCUCCAGGUGCUCUUUGCUGGAUCUUGGGGUCUGGGCCACCGGCGCGCCCCGCCCGGCUCUGUCCCCGCAGCCUCGCCGGCUGCCAGGCUUUGUGGUUCGCUCGUGCGGCUGGGCCCCUGCUGGGGGUGUCGUUACGAGCAUGUGCAGACAGCAGCCCAAGCCUUCAGGAUAAUUCCUUCAGCAGCACCGCUGUAACAGAGUGUGACGAAGACAUAGUCUCUUUACAUGAAGAUCAGACUGACUGUUCCAGUCUCAGGGAUGAAGACAAUAAAGAGAAUUACCCAGACGCCCGGGCUUCUGUAGAGGAGCACACGCCGCCCCACGGAGAGGCACCGCAGCAUGUAGAGCAGACGGUGCAGGUGGACUGCGUACUGCGACCCGCCAUGGGCAACUUCAAGUCCAGGAAGCCCAAGUCCAUCUUCAGAACUGAGAGUGGGAGGACCCACGGAGAAAGUCAGGAGACAGAGCACGUGGGGCCCAGCCAGUUGGAGUGCCAGGGCAGAACAGGAACGCCAGUUCAUGAGAGUCCACAGAACAACACCUUCAGGUGUCAAGAAGCAGUUCGACGUCAACCAAGAAUAGACCAGAGGGCUACCAAUUGGCCAAAGGAUGCUUUUGAAACUCAGCAGGACUUAAAUGAGGAAGAAGCUCCCCAGGUGCAUGGAAUCAAGGAGCCAGCCCCCGUGACAACCCAAAGUGUGCCUGCCGAUGAGGCAGAUUCUGCAGACCCCAUGCCAGUCCACAAAGAUGGGCAGAAUGAAGCUGACAGCACACCAGAAGACCUCCAGUCUGUUGGGACCAGCAGGCUGCUUUAUCACAUCACUGAUGGUGACAACCCACUGCUGUCGCCACGAUGCUCCAUCUUUAGCCAAAGCCAGAGAUUCAAUUUAGACCCCGAGUCAGCCCCUUCUCCACCCAGCACUCAGCAGUUCAUGAUGCCCCGAAGUUCUUCUCGGUGUAGCUGUGGUGAUGGCAAGGAGCCACAGACCAUUACCCAGCUCACCAAGCACAUCCAGAGCCUCAAGCGGAAAAUUCGGAAAUUUGAAGAGAAAUUUGAACAAGAAAAGAAAUACCGGCCUUCACAUGGAGACAAGACUUCUAAUCCUGAAGUCCUGAAAUGGAUGAAUGAUUUGGCUAAAGGUCGUAAACAGCUCAAAGAAUUAAAGCUGAAGCUGUCUGAAGAACAGAGGAGUGCUCCCAAAGGCCCACCUAGAAAUCUGUCCUGUGAGCAACCCACGGUCCCCAGAGAAAAUGGGAAGCCAGAAGCUGCAGGCCCUGAGCCAAGCUCCUCUGGAGAGGAAACUUUAGAUGCUGUGUUGACAUGCCUGAAGGAGAAGAGAGAGCACCUUCCUCUGCAGGAGGAUUUUAAGGUAACUAAGCAAGACAAGAACCUCAUAAAGCCUCUUUAUGACCGAUACAGAAUUAUCAAGCAAAUCUUGUCAACGCCUUCCCUUAUUCCAACAAUUCAGGAAGAAGAAGACUCUGAUGAAGAUUGUCCACAGGGAAGCCAACAACAUUCUUUACCAGAUCCAGCAUCUUGCCUUCCUGUCAGUGACCACCUCACCUAUUCUAAUGAAACUGAGCCUGUUAGGGCCCUACCACCUGAUGAAAAGAAGGAAGUAAAACAACCAGCCCUCUCCAUGUCCAAUUUACAUGAAGCAACCAUGCCUGUACUUCUUGAUCAUCUUCGAGAAACUAGGGCUGACAAGAAGAGAUUGCGAAAAGCCCUAAGAGAAUUUGAAGAACAGUUUUUUAAACAAACAGGAAGAAGUCCACAAAAAGAAGAUAGGAUACCAAUGGCAGACGAGUACUAUGAAUACAAGCACAUAAAAGCCAAACUGAGAUUACUAGAGGUCCUUAUCAGCAAGCAAGAUGUGGCCAAAACUAUUUGAGGUUCAGGAAAUGUCUAUGAUCACUUUCACCCAAGAUAAGGUCAAGUGUAUUUCUCUCUACCACUCUUGCUAAGUAGUUCUGACAUACUGAAAAUGUAAGCACUUUAGCUGUAGUAUUAGCUAUUUUUAAGAUGGGAUAAUAAGUGUAAUUAUAUAUGAGAAGGGAUUUAAAUGGGGGAAACAUGCAACAGGUAACCAUCUAACUGAGGGGGAAAAAUUGAGCCUCCUCCAUUCCAAGAAGAAAACUCAGUCAAUAUAAUUAUUUCAAAAUGCAUCCAAUAUUUUGUCAAAUCUAAAUAGUAUAUAGUUGGGCCACAUUUGAUAGGGAAAAUUUAUUAGUGUCCAAAGAUUGUUUAUAUUGAUGUAUGGAAAAAAGCAUGUUUGUUUUGUUUUUCCCAUGAGGAAAACAAAUUCUGCUUUUUGUGAAAGACAGCUAGUACAAAAAAUAAUUUAUUUGAAAUUUCUAAUCAGCUUUUAAGUGAUACAACAUUGACUACCUUGUCCCUUAGUAUGUUAAGCUUUCAAUAUCCUAGAAUAUACUAGAGUGUGUCACUGCUAAUUUUUUUAUUUCUAUAUAAAAAUAACACAUCAUUUUAUGUUAUUUGAAUUUUACAUUUCUGGUUACCAAAGUUCAUUCUGAUAGCAUGUACUUUGUGAAUUAUCUUUUGUCUAUAACUGACAGAUGUUUAUAUUAUUAAAAUUUUAAAAUAGGUAUUUUGGAUAGAUGUGUCUGCAGUAUAAUAAUCUAAUGUGAUCAUAGUAUUAUUGCUAAUCUUUUGUUUACAAUAACUAAAAGUUAUAUAACUAUUUUUCCAUUGGGAAUAUGCAUUUUUCUUAAUGUUCCAAGGUAUAUACUUUGUAAUGUGAAAAAAUUUUCUCAUGCACUGUAGUGAUUCAUUCUAUAUAAAAACGGAAGGUUUGGAAAUUGUUAUAACACCUUGGCAAAGAAGCCAGAAUAUUUUAUUUGCUUCAUCAACAUCAGUGUAUAUUGUUUUGUUAUUUUGUACUAAAUUGCUUUUUUAUAAAAACAAGUAAAAGGUUGACAUUUUUCUCAUGUACCAAUCAUUUUUAUGUAAUGUUUAAGCAUGAAGAAAUUCACAUUUUCAUAUAGUUUGGAUGAGAAUAUUGAUGAUUUCAGAAGCAGACUAUUUCAGAGGCUCAUUUUCUCUGUAUAUUUCAUAACUUUUAUGAAUGAGAAUAAUGUCCUUCAUAAAUUUGUUUAAUUGAAGUCAUCUACUUGGAACAGGACAAAUACACAACUAUUUGAGGUUUACAAAUUACAUCUUUGAUAAGGGAAAUGGUUUCGUGACAUGUAUACAAUUGCUAUUAAAAUGUAACUAUAUAUUCUAUAUGAUUGUAAAUAUUUUAUACAACAAUACAAAUAAAAUAUUUUUCUAUUAUAUUUA